This is a messenger RNA of Lepus europaeus (European hare), 4328 nucleotides long. It is a transcript of the gene FAM234B, whose product is annotated as family with sequence similarity 234 member B. NCBI's taxonomy places the organism in Eukaryota, Metazoa, Chordata, Mammalia, Lagomorpha, Leporidae. The coding region runs from base 47 to 1918 and encodes 623 amino acids. Gene Ontology annotation, molecular function: protein binding. The record is from RefSeq and is a predicted model, not a curated record. The transcript has 13 exons.
UUCCCGGCGAGACGCGGGCGCGCGCACGCGCACCGGGGCCUCCACCAUGGCGACCGUGCUGUCCAGGGCGCUCAAGCUCCCGGGGAAGAAGAGCCCAGACCUAGGGGAGUACGAUCCCCUCACACAGGCGGACAGCGACGAGAGCGAGGACGAUCUUGUGCUUAACUUGCAGCAGAAGAACGGAGGAGUCAAAAAUGGCAAGAGUGCACUGGGGGAAGCCCCCGAGCCUGACUCAGACGUGGAGGCUGCAGGGGCCGCAAAACCACACCUUUCAGAAGUCACUGCGGAGGGGUUCCCCUCCGAGCCCCUUGGGGGCCUGGAGCAGAAGACGACGUCCUCGCUUGUGUCCUACGUGCGCACGUCUGUCUUUCUGCUAGCGUUGGGGGUCUCCAUGAUCCUGGUUCUCCUGUGUGCUUUCCUGAUCCCCUGUCCCCCCCGAGAUCUGCAUAGCACUUGGAGCCGCCGCUUGGGCUCCCAGGCAGGUGGGGACCUGUCUCCCUUGGAAUUGGCUGAUGUGAACGGAGAUGGCCUGCGUGAUGUUCUCCUCUCCUUUGUGACAUCAAGGAAUGGGAGUGCAGUUGGUGUCUCCAGGCCAGCUGCUAAUCUGGUGUGCCUCUCCGGCAUGAAUGGCAGUGCACUGUGGUCCAGUCCCCUUCCCGAGGAGGCUCGAGAGAUCACGUGUUUGGACCUGAUGCCUGGAAGCCUGGCUGAGACCACCUGCCUUGUGACAGGGACACACAAGAUGCUGAGUGCAUUCAAUGCAACCUCAGGGAAAGCCAUUUGGACUUUAAACCCCAGCUCCUUGUCUAAUGGCACCUUGGCCGCCCCAGUUGCAGUGCUGCCGGACUUGGAUGAAGACGGCGUCAGGGAUCUUGUGGUCCUGGCCAUCGGGGAAGUGCAGCCAGAUCUGUGCUUCCUGCUGGUGUCUGGCCGGACAGGGAGUCCACUGGGCCGGCCAGUCAAGUACAACAUCGUGGGAGUGGGGAAUCUGAUUGGUCCUCAGGUUUACGUCACCGCAAACGGGGCUGUCUACAUCCUGUUUGGCUUUGGAAAUAUACAAGCUGUGGCUCUGCGGGACAUUUUUGUUCAGGCCCAAAAUCGAGACAGCUCACCACCUUCUCUGCAGAUAGAAGAGCCAGAGUGGGAGAAGCGAAGAUCUGUCAAUCUGUCUGAGCUCAUCAACAUUUACAGUGAUGGCGUGGAGCUGCUCCAGUUAGUGAAGGCACCGGACUCCAACUGCAGCAACCUCCUGAUUACAACCAGACAAGGCCUGGUCCUGCUUCGUGGCCAAAACCUGACGCCCUAUUGGACACUGAGCCUUCCAGGCCUGCGCAGCCAGCCUACUCCUGGAUAUUUCACCGAUGAUCAGACGCUAGACUUCCUUCUGCAGAUCCAAGAUGGAAUUGGGAUGAAAAAGAUGAUGGUGGUGGAUGGCAACUCCAGCUCCAUCGCAUGGAGUUACAGUGCCCCGUGCCACGUGAAGGACACGCCAGCCACCUCAGCGCUUACCGCAGACCAGAAGUCCGUCUUCCUCUUCUGGGCAGAAGGGCUGUCCGCUGCAGCUCCGAAUUCGGAUAUCGUGCCAGGAACUGAGCCACCCCGCGUUUACCACCUUUACCUCCUGCACCCAGCCUUCCCCUCCAUUCUUCUGGAUCUGGCCAAUGCCACGGGCACCGUGACAGCUUCAGAAGUUGGAAUUAACGACCUCUGGAAGGAUGCCUUCUACGUUACCAGGAUGACAGGGCUGAACUCUGAAGGGCACCCAGCGCCCCUGGUGGUCAGCAAGCUUAGCCUGCGGUGGGCACUGAUGGAGGGCCAAGUGGUCCAGCUAAAGGAGACUACUCCCAAAAUUGGUCGUGGUGAGCUGCGAAGGUUCCUCUCCAGGAUAAAGUUUGUUGAUUCUCCCUACCAGAUCUAGUCUGACGGAGUCUGCAGUUUCAGAAGGGGGAACACAGCGGAUGCCAGGGUGGAAUCCGUCCUCGCCCUGGAGAGAAGACGUCAGCCGCCUCCACCACCUCUGUGUGACUGGCGCGCGGCACUUGGGGAGGCGCCUAUCGCAGUGGGCCUGAGCUCUGCCGCCCGUGCGCCUCCCCCACCUCCCGCCCCUCUAGGAACUCCUUGUGCAGAGUUUGCAAAUGGGUUAUAAGUUUUUUUUUUUUUUUUGUAUGUCUUAAUUUAUAAAUUCUUGCUGGGAAACCAGUGAAGGCUAUGACUAGCCUGCAUUAUGCUGUGUGCAUGGAGCGUGUGUGUGUGUGUGUGUGUGUUUUGUUUUGGAGUAUGGUAAAAUUGUUUUCCAGGUAUGUCCUCAACUUCAGGGAUCCAGUUCCUUGUUCUCUGUGAAAUAUUUGUAGUCUGUUGUCUUGAGACUUGCAAGUGGCCUGAUUGUGAAGGUCACUCAUGAGUUCUCUCCUCUCCCCACUUUCCUGUUGGUUAUUUCCCAAUUGUAGAUAGCAGGUGCAAAACACUGAGUUAGCCACCCCAGCAUUUUCACCUCUUCCUUGUCUUGUGCAUCCUGUUUCCUUGUGCUUUCCACCUCUAUCUAGGAAGUGACCAUAAGAAUAACCUUUUCCCUACCACAGAGGGAGCAAGAGAAGUAGUUUCAGUGACCCUCUCCGACCAAGUCCCCGUGCUGUGUUCCACGUGGCUUUGAUGGUCCUGCCAGUCAUGACCAUUUUCCUGCCGUAACCUCAGGAGAGAGUGUGUGCCUGCUGUCUUCAGCGUAGAGGCGGCCAGCAUCAGGAACCACGCAGGCCCGUGAAUUGCUGCUGCUCUCUCAGUGUCUUUUUCUAGAAGGCGUCCUCCUUGCCUCCUCUUGCUUUUGCUUCCUCUUUUAUUCAGGGAUAUGUUUCUGGACUUUUCCUUCUGAGUCCAGUAUGCAACCAUUUUCCUCUAUGCUCCCCUCCCUUCUGAUAGACCCUUUGAAGCAUUAUAUUUUGAAGAAAUUUAUAGGUAAAUAACUUUGUAAAUGGUUAGGUUCUUUAGAAUUAGCUCCAGGGCUUAUUCCCCCUUCUUCUAUAGAAAUUUGUUCUAUUAGGUCCUUCUCUGUACUUGUAGGCCACUGCUCGCAUGGCAGAAGACUCCACAGUGGCUGGUGGAGAACUGCUUUUCUUCUUGAAGCAUUCUGACCAGACAUCCAUGAAUGUAAAUCAGGCUCUCUCAUUACUUAGAGUUCUCUUUUUAGCUUAUGCUAAUAAACGGAUUCCAGAAAAUGACGGACUGCAGAUUGAAAGGGAUAUCUAUUAAUUGCCGAUUAAUAGGCAUUAUGACAUCCCAGGAGGUCAGUAGUGAUGGGUCCAAGCUGGCACGUUGUUCUGGCCUGCAGAUGGUCCUUAACAAGGUUACUGGCCAUCUCUGCCUCAGACCCACAUUAGCAAAUUUGGCUUCAAUGCUUUGGGAGUUGUGUGCAGGUCCAGCUUGAAUUUUGUGGCACAGUUAAAAGGAGACCCAAGUAUGGAGAUGGUUCCCAGAUCUUUUUUAGGGUUUGAGUCUACUUGAUACUAAGGGCCUAGGAUCUAGUGUGGUUUAGUGUAGAAUUCUAAAGACUAAUUCAUAGUUGACUCCUGUGGCCUGACUGAGCCAGCUAGGCCUAACCGGGUUCCUGACCAAGUUGCCGCUGGCUGGGAAGCUAGCCGUACUGGAAGGGAGUGAAAUACAAGGUUGCUUACUGGGGACCUGUUGGGGGCCACUGUUUUGGGCAAGGGUGGUCCCAGAAGAACCUAGAAAAACGCAAUGUCACUGAAUUCCUUAUGGUGCAUGAAUUUGCAGACUUAACAUAGAUUCUGACUGUGGUAAGGUUGCCUCCUCCCUUGCUGUUAAACACGGUUCCAGCUUCAGAUUUCUUCCUCCUGCAGCUGGCACGGAAGCGGGUGAGUGGUGGCUGGAGAUUGAGGAAGCUUCAUCUGACCCACGGGGGUGCUGGUCUCUUGUCAAGUAUGUCCCCAAACUUCCUUCUCCUUACAGGCAGCCACUACCCAGACGAUGUCUGGGCUAGCAGGAGCUCCUUCCCUCCCCCUCUCCUGCUGUGGGCGGGGGUGCCAGCCAAGGCAGUGUGAGCAUGACUUAGACAUAGUGAUGACUUCUGCAGAUGCAAGGGUCUGCCCCUCCUCCUGGCCUCUCCUCUUUCCUCUCCUCCCAAACCUCCCCACUCUGCCCUAGACAACCCCCUCACCACUCCCGAAAUGUGUGGCAUGGGGAUCCUCUCAGCCCUGUGAAUGUGAAUGUGAGCUCCCCUCAUUGUGCACACGAAAGAAGAGCCAGCUGGUAUAUUGUCAGGAAGCACUAUUGAAAAUGUGAACUGUUACAGAACAAAUAAAAACCGUGUUCCAGAA